Centruroides sculpturatus (bark scorpion) is the source of this 1018-nucleotide messenger RNA. RefSeq names its product m7GpppX diphosphatase-like (gene Dcps). Gene Ontology annotation, cellular component: P-body; nucleus. The transcript is spliced from 4 exons. Gene Ontology annotation, biological process: deadenylation-dependent decapping of nuclear-transcribed mRNA. Gene Ontology annotation, molecular function: RNA 7-methylguanosine cap binding; hydrolase activity. The coding region runs from base 39 to 1001 and encodes 320 amino acids. NCBI's taxonomy places the organism in Eukaryota, Metazoa, Arthropoda, Arachnida, Scorpiones, Buthidae. The record is from RefSeq and is a predicted model, not a curated record.
CCAUCUGAUGGCAGGAUGUGACGACACGGAAUAGGGAAAUGGCGGCAUCGGUUAAUAAUAAGAAACGAAAGAUAGAAGAUUCGAAGGAUUCCGUUCACGAUACGAUCGAGAAUCUGGAGAAUUUUCGUUUAAAGAGAAUAUUAAGUGAGGAUACGUCGAAUAAAAUUAUAUUUUUAGAAGGGAGUUUCGCGGGAGACGACAGAUCGGCCGUUUUGAUUUUGGAGAAGACUUCCUUUGUUAAAGAUAAAUUAAGUGGUUGGUUGAGUGGCGAAACGUCGCUACAGAAAGUUUUCGCUAACGACAUAUAUGGAUCUUAUCAAGGUUUUACCAAAGCCGAUCUUAACAGUAUCAAGGCCACUAUAAUUCAUCCUGCCAGUGAAAAACAUAUUCAAAAGUAUUCUCAUCAGCCACUCCAUUUUAUUACAGAAACUAUAGAAAUGUACAAAAAUGUGACGCUUCCAUAUUUGGAAACAAAACAAUUUUCAUUACAGUGGGUUUAUAAUAUCUUGGAACAUAAAUCGGAAGUAGAUCGUAUAAUUUGUGAAGAUGAUGAUCCAGACGUUGGUUUUAUAUUAAUACCGGAUUUAAAGUGGGAUGAAAAUCAGAAAAAUAGCUUGUACAUUGUGGCAGUAUGUCGUAAAAAAGGUUUGCGUUCGUUAAGAGAUUUGACUGCCGAACAUAUUCCUCUGUUGAAAAAUAUAAAAUCCAAGUGUCUGGUUGCAAUUAAAGAGAAGUACGACAUUCCACCAUCGCAGAUUCUCUCCUAUUUACAUUAUCAACCAUCUUAUUAUCAUUUGCAUAUCCAUUUCACAGCACUGAUGUCUAAUAUUCCUGGAACAAAAGCAGACAGAGCACAUCUUGUUGAUUCAGUAAUUUCUAAUUUAGAGAUCGCAUCUGAUUAUUAUCAAAAAGUAACAUUGUGUUAUUCUCUUAAAGAUGAUGAUGACUUUUUGAAAAUUUUACAAAAACAAGAACAACUUUGUAGUGAUAAAAUAGAAUAAAAGUUGUAAAAAUUUUA